Molecule: messenger RNA, 840 nt
Organism: Amaranthus tricolor (Joseph's coat)
Lineage: Eukaryota; Viridiplantae; Streptophyta; Magnoliopsida; Caryophyllales; Amaranthaceae
Exons: 4
Coding region: 47-562 (171 amino acids)
Source: RefSeq, a predicted model, not a curated record
AGCUAAAAUAGCAAAUAUCUUAUCAAGAAAAAAUCUAGUAUUUUCCAUGAAGGAACUUGGAGCCAAGAAUCAAGUUACAAAGACAACUAUAGCAGGAAGGAAAAUGAUGAUCAUUCACAAGAAUCAAGGAUUUGAUGAUGAUCAAAGGGUGAUGAAAAAUCCAACUUCAGUUUUUUCAGGUGCUCCUAAAGUUAAUGAUCAUACUACAAGUGGUUAUAGCUCUAUGAAGUUGAAUGAAGCUUAUAGUACUACUGAUUAUCAUGGAAAUGAUCAAGAGAUCAGAUCAAAUGCUUUGAAGGACUCUUCUAUGGUAUCACAUGAUGUCUCACACACUAAGGUGGAGAAGGCUUUUCUCAAUCAAAGAAACUCAAAGCCAACAUCAAGCAACUCCAUCAAGGAAACAAUCAUACAAGAUUAUGAAACAAGAGUUAAAAAAGAUGAUGAGUCAAAGAGACUUUUGGAAGCAACUAAAGAGAUUAUGAAGCUAAUGAAUAGAGAUUAUGGAGGAAGGAAAAAACCCAAGAGAAGGACACCAAUUAACAAUAAUAAUCCCAAGCAUUAAAAAAACCCCUUCAAAUCAAUCCUAGUUAGUUAGGUUUUAUAAGGUUCACAAUUUUAUACCCUUAAUAGUAAGUGAACCUUUAAUCCUCACCGGGUAUAGUUUAGCAUUUGGCUUUUUUUUGGCCAUUAUUUGUGGGUUUUUAGAUUGAUGUUGUAGUCUAUUAAAAGAGUAUAGUAUAGUCAUUGUUAGAUGACAAAGUAGAAAUUUUUUUUGUAUAAUAUAUAUGUAUGUUCAAGCAUAAUACGUCUUAAUUAUGUGUCAUUACUCAUUGUAAUCAG